AUGCAAUCUACUUUUCGUGCGUACGAUCCGACAACGAUCUAUUCCAAGUCGAAUGCGACCGCUUGCGAGCAGUGCUAUUCCAGGAAGGUGAAAUGCGAGCUGCGGGAUGACAAGUCGACGUGUCGGCAGUGCGCCGACCAUGGUGUAGUCUGCAAACCAAGGACCCGAAAACGUAAGGCAUCAUCUCUGGACGAGCAACACACCACGCCAUUCAAUCCGCCGUCCAACUCGAAUCCGGAACCAUCAGAUGCCUCGAGCACCACUUCUAAACGCCGCUCGAGCGUCGCGAAACCAGGCAAUGGACCGAAAAGACCGGCUCAAAGGUCCAACAGCGUCUCGGUUCCCGAGCUAUUCGUCAAUCGCGAUUCUGGUCGAGCAGGCUAUUCACCCCAAAGUUCUGAGCUGACAGAGUCCCCGUCGCAAGAUCGCUUCCGCAACGCGUCCUUCAUAUCCCGAUCAGCAAUCCUGGGUGAUGACUUUCAGGACAUCGACCAUGCGCAUCCCGAGCGAGCUGUACCGGAUGAGAAGCUGUCUUCCGUAGACAUGAAGACGUUGAAGCUGCACGGCGCAUUCGAGCUUCCGGACUUACCACUGCGCCAAAGCCUUGUUGAGGCCUAUGUCGAGCGGUGCUACACAUGGAUGCCGGUCAUAGAUCUUGCGACAUUUACUGGAGCGACACAGGCUGCAGACAGCUCUCUAUUGCUCUUACAAGCUGUGAUUCUGGUUGGUGCAUUGAUGCGGCCGGAUGAGACCGAGAAGUUACAAGCUGACAAUCAGAAGCGCACGAAAGCUUUAAUACUAUCAGGGUACGAGAGGCAUCCUCUGAACGUACUUGCCGCGUUGUGUCUCGUGCAAUGGUACACGCCAACUGCGCCAAAGGAUGUAUCCACGGAUGUCCCAAGAUUCUGGAACACGUAUGCUGUAGGGCUCGCACAGCAAAUGGGUCUUCAGCGUCAACCGGCCUCGCAAGUAGUCAAUCUGGGACUACGUAAUCGCAUAUGGUGGACCAUGGUCGCUCGAGACAAUCUGACUGCAUCAGCACAUGGACGACCUCGAAUCAUACAGCCAGAGGAUUGCACGGGGCCUCUGCCCUCGGUCAUGGAUUUUCCUUCUCCACCUGAUCUUCGAGCCGAGAUCUUCGUCAACUAUAUCGGUGUCACCCGGAUACUCGGCGACCUGUGCCAAUGCAUCACACGCAAGGGCGAAGCUAGCUUGACUGACAAGCAGGACAUUGCGCUACGGCUCAGCCUCUAUCUGCAGAACCUUCCGGAGCAUCUCCGACUAUACGGUCCCAGUGGACUCGCUCAGUCGUACAGCCUUGACAUCGCACAGCUUCACAUCCCGAUCUUGAUGACCAUCACCAUACUUUUCAGGCCACGAACCGUGUAUCAACUCACCGCGGCCAAUGCCGGCUCUGCAACUGCCGCUUUCCUCAGCUACCGCAUCUUCCAGGCGAUACAAUUUCGAGAACAGACGCGGUAUCUGAGCUCUGCCUUCGCAUGGCAUCUCCUUGUCACUGCAAUACCUCUUCUCUCGUGCACCAAAGUCCCGACCCUCGGCAACGAAGCGAACGAAGCACUUGACGCUGUGGAGAGCGUCCUGGAAACACUAGGCAGAGUACGACCUGCUGCUGCGAACAACUUGAGAAGCGUCAAAGCCAUCCGCAAAGCAAUGACGGCCAAACCGACCAGCGCCACAAAUCCGAGCAACGCCGGCAACAGCGAUCCGGACGCUACUUUGCUACAACUAGGCUACCAGCUUCUCCAAACCUACGGCCUGGAGUCCGUCCAGCAGUACGAGCAGAUCACCGAUAUUCUUCGUGAGCACCAUCAAGGCCAGGCUGAACGCAGCGCUCAAGCGGCUGCUCAUACGUUAAGUCGACUGAGUGGGCGGCCUGAUGCCAACUUCACUGUCAACGGGCGUUUGACACCGGAGCCAGAGACUUACCAACCGCCUGCGGUGGCGGAACAGGAUAUGCAGAAUGCUUUCACGGCGAUCUUCGAGGACGACACGUUGAGCACUUCGUGGAUGAUGAGGGAUUGGUUGGAUGAGCUGCAACUGUGA
This is a messenger RNA of Saxophila tyrrhenica, 2064 nucleotides long. RefSeq lists its product as uncharacterized. Gene Ontology annotation, biological process: DNA-templated transcription; regulation of DNA-templated transcription. Gene Ontology annotation, molecular function: DNA binding; zinc ion binding; DNA-binding transcription factor activity, RNA polymerase II-specific. Bases 1 to 2064 code for a protein of 687 amino acids. The transcript is spliced from 4 exons. The record is from RefSeq and is a predicted model, not a curated record. NCBI's taxonomy places the organism in Eukaryota, Fungi, Ascomycota, Dothideomycetes, Mycosphaerellales, Extremaceae.